Molecule: messenger RNA, 4692 nt
Organism: Polyodon spathula (Mississippi paddlefish)
Lineage: Eukaryota; Metazoa; Chordata; Actinopteri; Acipenseriformes; Polyodontidae
Product: zinc finger E-box-binding homeobox 2-like
Exons: 8
Coding region: 590-3403 (937 amino acids)
Biological process (GO): anatomical structure development; regulation of transcription by RNA polymerase II
Molecular function (GO): DNA-binding transcription factor activity, RNA polymerase II-specific; RNA polymerase II cis-regulatory region sequence-specific DNA binding
Source: RefSeq, a predicted model, not a curated record
UGACGCUGAAAAAGUGAACAAUGCGAGCAUAGCUGUUUUGCUUGUGACAUGCCGAGGCCUGGGUUACAUCAUGGCACUGUCAUAAUAAACAAGCCCAACCGGGUCAUGCAAUGGUGUCCCAGUUCUUAAUCCUUGAAUCAGAUUUUGCACAAGGGAGUUGUUUUGCUGCUGGUGCACCUAGAGAUUUCUCAAUUCUCUCUCUGCCUCCCACCCUCUCCUCUUGGGGCUUUCCUAGGCUUACACCGUGGUGCUCAGACACAAGCUACACGUCUUGAGUUAGCGAGGACAUAUUAAGGGAGGUGGGGUCUGUGCUCUUUUGGUGUGAGUGAGUAGGAGGUGUUUAUUAUUUCUGACAGAUGUGGUAGCUCUGACUCAUAAGCAGAAUUUCGAGCAGCAACUUCAAGUAAUUCUGUUUUAUUUUUAUUUUUUUAAUACAUAUAUACUUAAAAAACUGAUCGAUGCAGGUCGGAGCAGACCAGAAAGGCAAAAUAAUAAGACUUGUUGUUCCCUUUGUACUUCCUUAAAAGUCACCUUCGAGAAGCUGCCAGCCUUGGGAUCUGAGGGGGAAGAUGAGGAAACCCAGUCUGCUAUGGAGAAGAAAGACAGUCAGGAUCCUGGUAGCUUUAAUCCCAUUGACGGUGGAGAGCCAGUCAGCCCAUCCGAGUAUCCCCGCACCCGGAGCCUGAGCCCAGAGCCCAGUGCAGGAGAGCAGGAGCAGGACUGGCCAGAGAAGGAUGAACACAUGUCCCAACAACUUCAUGGUCCCUGUGAAGACCGGGCACAGGAGUCAGAGCUGGAGGGGCUCCGUUAUCUGAAAGGGCUGGAGAGAGACUCGCUCAGUCCGGCCAGCUUACCAGAGCGUCUACAACAGAACGGUACCCCCAUAAUCUACCCGGCAGCUCCAGAGGAGGCGUUCCUCCCCUGCAGAACCCCUGUGAGAGACGUCUCGGAGGGCAAUGAAGCCUCGCCAAGGAACCCUGAAGGUAUUCCGAUUUGCCCAUACUGUAACCACGGAUACCGGAGGGACGGCUCCCUACGAGAGCACAUUAGGUUCUGUCACAAGCGGGAGGACAGCAGUCUGGUUUGCUCACUGUGUGGCUACAGCGCCUCCUAUCAUGCACAGAUGGAGAGGCAUAUGGAGUUACACAGCCAAGCACAAAGCCAGCUCCCAGGACUUGAGCAAUCUACAGAGAACAGGAAGUUUAAAUGCUCGCAGUGCGGCAAGGCUUUCAAGUACAAGCAUCACCUGAAAGAGCACCUUCGCAUUCACAGCGGGGAGAAACCUUAUGAAUGCUCCAACUGCAAGAAAAGAUUUUCACAUUCUGGAUCAUACAGCUCCCAUCUCAGCAGUAAGAAAUGCCUAAGUGGAGGGAGCACCAAUGGCGGGGUCUAUGGUGGAAUGACAGCCAGCUUAUCGCCCAAGUCUCCCUCUUUGCCCCUGAGCCUGACACCCACAAGAGGGGCCAAAAGAGGCUUAAGGGAGUCCCUCUCUGACCCAUCCUACCCUUUCAGGAUACAAGACCGAUCCUUGGAUUACAAGCACGUUGAGGACUCUCCAAAGGACAAUGCAGGCGUACAGGUGAGCAGGGAUAUGGGUCUAGAAAUCCCUACACUCCAGAAACUCCCUCACUGUGUGCCACUCUUGCCUUUUUUAAAUCCAGGGAGAGAAUAUGAACACAUGGUGAGUGCAAUACUACAGGGGAGUGGCUAUGGUCAGUCAGCAGAUUUUACCUCCUCCAGAGGGAUGGGAAAGGUUUUACAGGAGUGCCAGGAGCAAAUGCACAAGGAGAAGCCCGAGCCAAACCGCAAGCCAUCAGACCCGGUCGAGCCCCAGCCAAGUGUCAUCCCCUGCAGAUGGUGUUCUCAGCCGUUCCCAAACAGAGCCAUACUGCAUCAGCAUGAGAAGUACCUCUGUAAGAUGAAUAGAGGGGCUGUGGAGGCAUUUAAGGGCCCCAGGGAAUGUAGGGAAAAGGACGACUCUCGUGCUUUGAACUUCUCCAUCAAAAGCAACCUAGUUCAAGACAGCCAGAAAGGUUUCAAUACCAACACCAUGGUAAACGGUUCUUCAGAAGACCCCAAAAGAUUUCCUCACCACCAAUUUCCAUCCCGCACCUCGUCUCCGAAUUUACCCAGGCCCAACCUUCUUUGUUUCCAGGCAGAAUCUUCCCAGGAUAAUUCCACUUCCGCAAGCGCUCCGGUGAAGGAAUUGCGGAACCUAGAUUCCCUGCAAAGGCUAGCUUGUGGCUCUCCUUCCUACCUUGAGAAAAGAUGUUCAGCUGCCACCUACGAGGAGGCCUCGUCUCUGGAUCUGUCUAUCUGUCCACCUCUAAAGAAGAGCAGGCCUGCUCGCGAGAGACCUGCCUCAAGGGGACCUCAGAUGGAACCCUUGGACUUAUCUUUACCCAAACCCAGAGAGGAAGCCGGCGAAGGAUCAGACACAAACGGAAGCACAAACAGCACGUCCCCAAUUACUGCGAAGGACAGAACCGCAUUCCCAGGACAGAGAACGCCAAUAAUACAGCCGCAUUCUUUCGGAGUGAACUCUCUCUAUCGUAACUCUGUCUACAGUGCCUUUCCUUUUAUUAACUCUAUGUUGCCCAGUGGCUUGGUGAACCCAGGCCAUGAGGGCCUUCCGGGAGUCGACUUAAACCCAGCGGUUGCCGGAAUGACCUUUCUCCCUCAGAUGGCUUAUAUGUUUGAAGCAGAUCCGGAAGCUCUUUUGAAAAGGAUACAACAGGAGAGACAAGCCGCUAUGGGAGAGGUGCUAAACAGAGGCUGCCUAGACUACUUAUCGUUACUAGAGGACGGGAUAGAUGUGGAUUGUGGCCCGGGAAGAAACCGACUCAGGAAGACAGAAGAUGGCCUUUACGCCUGCGACCUAUGUGAUAAAACAUUCCAGAAGAGCAGCUCACUCCUUCGUCACAAGUACGAACAUACAGGGAAGCGACCGCACCAGUGCAAGAUCUGCAAGAAAGCCUUCAAGCACAAGCACCACUUGAUCGAGCACUCCCGCCUUCACUCUGGGGAAAAACCCUACCAAUGCGACAAGUGUGGCAAGCGCUUUUCUCACUCUGGAUCCUACUCCCAGCACAUGAACCACCGCUACGCCUACUGCAGGAAAGACCUGGACCCCAACUCUGAAGGGGCCGAGCUGAGGCAGGAGCCCACCCCCACUGACGAAUCCUCCUACACAGAAGAUGGGGACUUCAGGAGCGAGGAUUGGGAGGGAAACUGUCAGAACCUAGAGCACGAUGAACCAGCUGGCACAGCGGACCACCACGAAGGUGGAGAGGGCGAUGAAGAGGACAUCCCAGUGGACGAUGCCGACACAGAUCAGAGGCAUGAUCACAAUGAGAUGGAUAGCACAGAAGAGCAGGGUGAUACAUCACCAGUAACGGAAUAGUGCCUUCUCCUGCAAUAUACUCAAUACCGCGUAGCCAUUCUCAUUAGGAUUUAUCCAGUCGAACUCAAAUUGAACUACGGACUUGAGUUAUCAAACCCUUACGAGCAAGUGGCUUUAACGGCAGGCAUGGAAGCAUUUUCUGGCAGCUGUUAAGCAACUGGUUGAAUGUGAUAUUUUCAAGAUGUACCCCUUCAUUUCAGGCCGUUGCCCCGGGAAAGGUCUCCCACAAUGAGUUGCCAGAUCCCUAAAAGUGGCUUUCUGUGUCACAGAAUUUAUAAACAUAUUCCUUAAAGAAGACUAACCCCUGUAAAAUGAGAUAUUACCCAUUUUUUCAUUACAGACACAAUGACAUUAUGAUGCAUUAAAGACAGUCCAAAGAUGUUCCACACAAUUAUCAAUUGAAAACACUCGGUAGCCCCUUGACAACACUUUUUUUUAAAUCCCUCUGCUGAUUUCUUUGGUUGAUCUCAAAGGGUCCUCCACUGGCCCUGAUCCAUCUUCAUCUGUCUUUUCAAUACGGGUUUUAAAACCAUUAAACCAGAACUAUAUGAAAAUGUAACAAACGUGUACAGGGUUGAGUCUUUUUAAAUCUGUUAGGGACACAAUCGCAAAACAAAGUAAAGACUGUCCAUCUGUCAACAGAAACUUUUUCACCCCUGGAUCUUUCUCUGAUAGUUUUCAGGAGCCAUCCAGUCAUUCACGCUGCAUCACUAUCUGCAAACAAGAUCUUGCAAACGAGAUCCUGUUUAAUUAAAUAAAAUUACAGAACUGCGCAUUGAUCACGCUGGCGAGAACUGCUCCUUGGCUCCAUAAACGUGCAAAUACUAUGAAAAGUAGUAUUUUGUCAAUGCUGGUCAAUGCUCCCCGCAUCUUUUGGGCUUUCAUCCCUUUGCUCCGAACACUAGACACACUGCCUCUUAUAAAAUAAACUUAUAUCCGAGCAGGAACAGUUGAUUGUUUUAAUUUAUUUAUAGUAGAUUUAUUUAGUUUUUUGUUAUUACACAUUAUCUCCAAGCAUAUUGGUGCUAUACGUUCAAGAUAUACGGUAUGGUUAAUAGAAUUAGUUUUUUUUACAUGACUAAAAGACAGUCAAAGCUUUUCAUUGAAAAGUAAUAAACCCAUGUGGCUUAUUCACAUCAUAUCUAUGGGUAAUCCAGCUUAUACCACAACCACACAUUUCAGCAACUGGCAAAGGGAGGACAAGGCGUGAAUCUGUUCCCUCACCCCCUAAGAGAAAGGGUGCUCCCUCCAGUCCAGGGCAGGCUUGAGGCAUGGAGACUGAACUGCUC